CUGCCCCGCCGACCUAAUUGUCCCUCUUCUCUCGACUUUAAUUCUUUUCGGCUCAUACGACCGCCUACACACAGUCAGGCUAUACACACACAUACCCACACUCUUUCCAUUUAGACGCCGACGGGGGAGAAGAGAGUGCGCCAACAUGUCUUGGGGCGGCUUCAAGAAGUCGAUCAACAGGGCGGGGACGACUUUGAUGCAAAAGACGGGCCAGGUGGAACGGACAAUCGACUCUGAAUUUUCUGAUGAGCACGCGCGAUACAAGCAGUUUGAGAAGGAGACGCUCUCUUUGCAGAAGGAGGCAAAGGCCUACCUUGACAGCAUCCGAUCGUUGGCCUCGUCGCAGGCGCGUAUUGCAGAGACUGUCGAUGGCUUCUACAAUGACUCAUCCGAGGCUGCCAUGGCCGCCAAUGCAUACAAGCGCGCCGUCGAUGAGCUCGACAGCAAGACGGCACGCGACCUAGAUGCGCCGUACCGAGCGACGGUGCUUGAGCCCAUUGGGAAACUGUGCAGCUACUUUCCCGAGAUCAACAAGACGAUUGAAAAGCGCAACAAGAAGCUGAUCGACUACGAUGCAGCCCGCUCUCGGCAUCGCAAGCUCAUCGAUAAGCCGUCCGAUGACGCGACAAAGCUGCCGAGGGCGGAAAAGGAGUACGAGGACGCGAAAGUCAUCUUUGAGGCCAUGAAUCAGCAGCUGCUCGAGGAGCUGCCCCAGCUCGUCGACCUCCGCAUCCCUUACCUCGACCCGUCGUUUGAGGCCAUGGUGCGCAUGCAGGCCCGCUUCGCAGAGGAGGGCUAUGAGAAGAUGGGCGGCGUCCAGCGGUAUUUUGCAGAGGGCAUCCGGGAGGAAUACGCCGAUGGCCAGCUCGACACACAGGUCGAGGGCGUCUUGCAGGAGAUGAGGGAGCUAUCCAUCUGCGGUCUGGCCCAGUAG
Messenger RNA from Acaromyces ingoldii, 934 nucleotides. Its product is annotated as putative RVS161-protein. The coding region runs from base 146 to 934 and encodes 262 amino acids. Gene Ontology annotation, cellular component: Rvs161p-Rvs167p complex; actin cortical patch; medial cortex. Gene Ontology annotation, molecular function: lipid binding; protein binding. Gene Ontology annotation, biological process: actin cortical patch localization; endocytosis; plasma membrane tubulation. NCBI's taxonomy places the organism in Eukaryota, Fungi, Basidiomycota, Exobasidiomycetes, Exobasidiales, Cryptobasidiaceae. The transcript is spliced from 3 exons. The record is from RefSeq and is a predicted model, not a curated record.